CGGGAGGGGUGGGGGGCCAGUUCUGCAGGGUGUGCGGCAUGGCUUGAAGGAGCCGCGCUGCGGCCUCAGUAGCGCGGGGCGGACGGCGAGCAGGGCGCCCCACAGACCGGUCGGGGCAGCCGGGGACUGGGAGGGGGCUUGUCCUGCCCCCGGCUGCCGGCUCCUUCCCUACCACGGGAGAAACAUGGGCAAUUUCAAAGGCCAUGCCCUCCCUGGGAGCUUUUUCCUCCUCUUUGGCUUGUGGUGGUCAGUGAAGUACCCACUAAAGUACGUAUGCCGAAAGAACAAGAAUGCUUGCUACCUUGGUACCAGGGCAGGAUUUCAGCGCUUGGAAUUUAUUGAGGGGAUCAUCAAAGCAGUGUUUGCCCUGAUUGGUAUGAUUGCUGAGCAGUUUGUUCCUGAUGGACCUCAUUUGAAGUUGUAUAAUUAUGAAGAAAACCACUGGGAUCACUUGAUGAACUGGCAGCAUGCCACCAUGUAUCUAUUCUAUUGCAUCUCAGGGCUGGUUGAUAUUGUAGCUCAUGGAACAAAUGCAUUGCCAGUGGCUAUGGAUAGGAUGAUGCUUUCAUUAGCUGUUUUUGUGGAAGGUUUCCUCUUUUAUUACCACAUACAUGGAAGAGCCAUGUUGGAUCUUCAUGUUCAUCAGUUACUGUUAGUGGCUAUCUUUGGUGCAGCUAUUUGCAUAUUUCUGGAAGUCUUUUUCCGCGGUAGCAUUGUACUAGAGAUGUUCCGUACAAGUCUGUGCAUACUGCAGGGCAGCUGGUUCUGGCAGAUUGGCUUUGUACUGUAUCCUCCAAAUGGAAGCCCAGAAUGGAACCAAAUGGAUCACAAUAAUAUGAUGUUCUUGACGAUGUGCUAUUGCUGGCAUUAUGCCUUUGCUUUUCUUAUACUUGCAGUGAACUACACCAUUGUCAGCUGGAGAGUUCGUUCAAAGAUUAAGCAGGCUCAGUCUGUGGAGAUGGGAUUACUGAAAACAGCUGAGCGAGAUCAGGAAUCAGAAGAUGAAAUUUAGUAUAAAUUCUGUUUUACCAGUUUGCUGCCUUGAGUACAUUAGGUUAAUUGUUACCUCAUUCCUAGAUGUGUUUACCACCUUGUUCAUUCUUUAUACUACUCACUAUGCAAAAAGCAUCCUUUGAAUACUGUAUAGUUCUACUGGAUUGCAUUCUUGUCUGCAGAGAGUAAGUAAUUUGUGGUGUUUUUGUUAGUACCUUAUUUCUCACAUGGUUCAGUAGAAAAAUAUUUUCUUGUUAUCCAAAUUUAUAUUGGAUUGGGUGAUACUGUAAAUCAGUCAGUUCAAACUCAUUAGUUGCUGAGUGAUAUUCUGCUGCUGCUGUUGGAGAAGCUAAUAGAGUUCCAUGUAUUAAGAACCCCAAAAGGCUAUUUUGUCCCAAUUGUGCAUAAAAGAACAGUGUAGAUCCUAAAAAGAAUGGAAAAAACACAAGCACACAAACUGGUAGAAAAGUCUUACAUUUACAUUGUUGAAUAUAUCAAAGAAUGUCAUUGCUCAUUAGAUAAUUAAUUUGUUCAUUACCAUAUGUAUUCAUUCCAAUUUCUAUGAAAUGAUCAAAGUUUUAAAAAAUGACUACCUGUCAUUAUGAGAAGCUACCUAUUCCAGGGCCCUCUUCUUACCCUGGGCUUCCCAGUACAGUGACUCUACUCUCUACAGCAGGG
Molecule: messenger RNA, 1671 nt
Organism: Gavialis gangeticus (Gharial)
Lineage: Eukaryota; Metazoa; Chordata; Crocodylia; Gavialidae
Gene: TMEM45A
Product: transmembrane protein 45A
Exons: 6
Coding region: 185-1012 (275 amino acids)
Source: RefSeq, a predicted model, not a curated record